Messenger RNA from Miscanthus lutarioriparius, 279 nucleotides. The record is from the annotation of a GenBank genome assembly. Lineage: Eukaryota; Viridiplantae; Streptophyta; Magnoliopsida; Poales; Poaceae.
AUGGUGGCGUGGUGGCGGAGGAAGGUGGUGCCCCGCGCGCGCCGCGCCUGGGCCGCCGUCGCAGCGCGGCUCCGCGCGCGCAGUGGUGGCAUUCUGAAGCUCCACGAGGACGUGAAGACUUGCGGCUACAAGGACGUCCAGGUCAUGUUCGACAUGUUGACAUCGGAACUCGAGGCUGCCGCUCAAGCCCAGAAGCCGCCGCCGUCGCCACCCCGCAAACAGGCGCUACCGCCUGCGUGGCCCGGCCGGUCCUCGUCGACGAUCCCCGCUGCGCAGUAG